AUGGAGCAACUUGUUGACACGUCUCUCCCCCUCCGACUUGUACCCUACCCGAACGUUUUGCUUGUCAUCGUUUGUUUCGCGCAGGUCACCGCGGGUAAGGGAGACUCCGAGGAGAAGCGCAUUUUCCUCUUUUCCUUGCGGAGGAUCGCGAUGGGAGAAGAGAUUGUCUACUCGUACCCCGCCCCGGGCUCGCUCGGCCUGGGAACGACGUUGCUAGAUGAGUGCGCAUGCGGCGCGCCGAUGUGUUGCGGGAUCAUGGACAACUGCGACGACAUCCUCGAACGGAUGAAUUCUAUCGAUUGGCACACCACGCUAUAAGUGCCAAGCAUCUGAUAGGACUACUGUGUCAUUUGGGGGUGGGCGCUUGGGGGAGAAGGGGGAGGCCAAUGGCUCUUGUAAUUGACAUGUUUGUGUUGUUGUUGUUGUUGUUGUUGUUGUUGUUGUUGUUGUUGUUGUUGUUGUUGUCUUCACAUUAAAAACCAUUCCGUAGUGUGGUGUGGUUUUGAGAGAGAGGAAAAGAGCCAGCGGACAAUUGCACGAAAAGCCCGCUACCCCACAAAUGUCUAUUUCGCGUUCGUGGGCGGGUGCAAUGCCUUUCAGGGACGAUCGACCAGGAUAUUGAGCAGUGGUGUAAGCAUCCCCAGCAGCAGAAGCACAGCAGCGUGUAGUCUUGGAGGGUAAGCUGCGUUGGUGUUGUUUCUACUUCGUACACUGCACGGUCUGCACAUGUAGUGGAAGCUACAACCUAAGUUGAUGCUUGCCUCGUGAAGCUGUACAGUGGUUGUACUUGUUUUGCUCCUGAAGUUGUUUUCGGGCCUUGAUUGUAGCUGAAGGUAUUUUGAUUUAGGCGAAAGCCAUUAUUGGUCGGCGAGACAGACCACCACGAUAUUAUUACCGGUGAGAGUGGGCGGGGCUGGGCGCGAGUAGCAGGGCUACAAGAUAUACGGGGAGGGUGUAGUGGUGUUUAGGGUACGAAUAUCCUUCGAAAAAAUUCAUCAUUAUUGCAACUUUAGAAAGACGCGAAGAAGGGAAGAGAUUGGGGAAAGUGCUACUUGGGUUACUUGACUGGAAAACCGUUUACACAUAAAAUCGUUUUGGUUGUUUGAUUGAUCCCCACGUGAUGCCAGUGUUGUGUUGUGUUUUUUUUUCAGAUUGGAGCCGUGGAGCAGACCAGUGGCGGCGAUGGAAUCCGUAAGGAAAGAGAGGCGGUGCGCAAGAAGCCGGACGAGCAAAAUGUGUCUGCCAGUGUCGUGUGUUUAUUUUGUCUAGGAGCAGACCAGCGGCGGCGAUAGAAUCCGUAUCGAAGGGACUGGCCGCGACGGCAGGCAAUACGAUACUGUACCUGCCCCAUCGUCUGAGCGGCACAGCCGCGGCCUACGGGAGAUUGAGAAAAAUGUCAUGUCACGUGUCGUGUGUUAGGGAAUGUACGUGUAGACGUGCUUGGACGUGAAUGCGACGAGCGCCGUGGGAAUAACUACCAAAAACGCGCCAUCCACGCAAGAGGGUAUCAUAGAGGAGGUAGAGUUGUGGUUAGCCAGGUGCAGGUUGAGUGGUUUGUUGUGUGGGUCGAUCUCCCCGAGAGAAUACAUGUCUCAUCGUUGUUGCCACGACAGACGAGUAAUGUCCGUUUGCGCGGGCCAGCGACGGAACUGUAAUUGUAUUUUGAAAUUGAAGUGGCAGCAAAGGAGUGACAUGUCGAAGCAACUUUGGUUUGUACACCGUUUUUUCUCUGAUCAUGCGCUAGUGGAU
This is a messenger RNA of Ectocarpus sp. CCAP 1310/34, 1749 nucleotides long. Lineage: Eukaryota; Phaeophyceae; Ectocarpales; Ectocarpaceae. The record is from the annotation of a GenBank genome assembly.